UUCAUCACUUCAAAUCCGCAAAGUGUGAGAGAAGAAGAAGAUGCCAGAAGUGGUUGUCAACACUGAACUGUCAAGCUUGAAUUCCUGUUUUGAGAACCCGGCUGACUUUACUAAGCAGCUUAUGCAUUAACAAUCUUAUUUCUGAUCUUUUAAAUGAGAGCAUACCGCUGACACGUCGCCAGCAAGAAGCAGCGUUUACAUUUGAAAUCGCGGCGGUCACAACAUGGCGGCGGUAGACGUGGAGGACGAGAGUAUCCUGGCGUCGAUCUUUAAGGACAGCUUCCCGGACAGCUGGAGGGACAACCCGGACUUCACGGCCUACCUGUCCGAGCUGAGCUCCUUCGGGGUGGAGAAGCUGAGCCGGGAGCCGGAGAGGCUGUCGGAGGAGCGGGCUCAGAUCCUGCAGCAGACCCGAGAGCUGGCCUUCUCCAACUACCAGACCUUCAUCCGGACCGCCGACUGCACCGAGCACAUCUACCGGGACUUCGGCCGGGUGGAGAGCAGCGUGUCCCGGCUGCUGGACAAGCUGCCCAGCUUCGGGGAAAGAUGCAGGGGGUUCAUGAAGGAGGCGGAGGAGAUCGGGGCCAGCCGACGGAUGAACAGCCUCACUUUGAACCGUCACACAGAGAUCCUGGAGAUCCUGGAGAUACCUCAGCUCAUGGAUACCUGCGUCCGAAACGGAUACUACGAGGAAGCUCUGGAGCUGGCAGCUUACGUCAAGAGGCUGGAGAGGAAGCACUCGUCACUGCCGGUCAUCCAGGGUAUUGUACGUGAAGUACGUCAGUCCACUCAGCUGAUGCUCAACCAGCUCCUGCAGCAGCUGCGCAUCAACUCGCAGCUUCCCGUCUGCCUGCGAGUCAUCGGCUACCUGCGCAGGAUGGACGUGUUCACGGAGGCGGAGCUGCGGGUGAAGUUCCUGCAGGCCCGUGGCACCUGGCUGACCUCCAUCCUCACCGCCAUCCCUGAAGACGACCCCUACUUCCACAUCACCAAAACCAUCGAGGCCUGCAGAGUCCAUCUGUUUGACAUCAUCACCCAGUACAGAGCCAUCUUCUCCGAUGAGGACCCUCUGCUGCCCCCUGCAGGUGGGCAGGUGGUGGUGAACGAGGCGGCCAUCUUUCACGGCUGGGUGGUGCAGAAGGUGGCUGAGUUCCUGGAUACUCUAGACAGGGACCUGCAGCGAGGUGUGGGCGGCCGCUUGGACUCCCUGCUGGGUCAGUGCAUGUACUUUGGCCUCUCCUUCAGCAGGGUGGGGGCGGACUUCCGCGGGCAGCUGGCGCCCAUGUUCCAGCGGGUGGCGGCGGAGACGUUUCGCGUUGCCGUGAAGGAGGCGGUGGAGAAGUUUCAGGAGGACAUGAACCGGUACACGCUCAUCUCUCUGCCUUCAGUGCUGGGAGGAACAAUCCCCCCUGUGGCCCCCAGCACCCAGCCCGGAUCCCUGCAGCCGCCCAUGUCCCUGCUGGACUUUCAGCCGCUGGCGUGCUUCCUCAACAACAUCCUGACCGCCUUCAAUGACCUCCGGCUCUGCUGCCCCGUGGGACUGGCUCAGGACGUCACCAAAUGCCUCGAAGACGCACUCAAGCUGGUGACCCGUAACAUUCUGGUGUUUCACCGGGCGGAGGAGUCGGCCUUCAGCAGCAGAGAGAAGGAGCUGUUUGUUCAGUUCUGCUGUGGGUACGCUGAAGACCUGCUGCCGUUCCUCAACCGCUGUCUGCAGGUCCUGUUUCCUCCGGCUCAGCUGGCUCUCAUUCUGGGUGUUCCUGUGACUCAGCUGCACAAGUACGAUGGUCUGGGCUGCAUCGACCUCCCCGCCGUCCUCGAGCCGCUGGACUUUGUGCUCCCUGAGAGGAUAACAAUACCGGAUGCAGCACCCGCGCCAGAGUUCGACAUCUCCUCAGAACUGGGCAGCCUGUCGUUUGAGACCCAGCCGACAGACACAGUAACGGACCCUGACCUCAGAGUAGAGGCGGGACCUCCCGACCCAGCACCAAGCGGAUCUGUAGAGUCUGAACUGACGGAGACGAAGACCGAGGAACAAGAUGAAGAGACGAUGCUGGACGAAGAGUUUUCUUUGGAGUGACGGGAUGAAGAGCUGGUGGAGAUUUAUUGACUUGUUUCUGCAGUUUCAGGUUCCACUGCUGAAUAUUUUUUGGGGUUUUGUGGAACUGAAUGAGAAGUUUGACGGAUGAUUUUGGGCUCUUGGGACAGGAUUAUAUAUCUUUUGUGGACAUUUAAAUAAUAAACUUUAUGCUUCAAGGUACAGGAUGACGGUAAACUUUCUCUAACUGAAUCUUCAAAAUGAAUGAAAUGGAUCAAACCAAAGCAGCCCUGAGUUAAAGACAUGAGUCGAUUAGGAAACAAUGACCAGAUGUUUCACUGUCACAUAUUUCAACCUCUGUCUGAAAAGAGUUGAGAACUCAAAGUAAUAAAAACACAACACUGUUUGGACUAAUAAUGAACCUGUGUUUACUCAGAGGAAGUAUUUAGGUCCUUUACUGCAGUAAAAUACCGUAAAACUUCAAAUAAAAGCACAUCCUAAUUUAA
Messenger RNA from Labrus bergylta (ballan wrasse), 2544 nucleotides. The record is from RefSeq and is a predicted model, not a curated record. NCBI's taxonomy places the organism in Eukaryota, Metazoa, Chordata, Actinopteri, Labriformes, Labridae.